Messenger RNA from Sorghum bicolor (sorghum), 986 nucleotides. Its product is annotated as 60 kDa jasmonate-induced protein. Lineage: Eukaryota; Viridiplantae; Streptophyta; Magnoliopsida; Poales; Poaceae. Bases 1 to 741 code for a protein of 246 amino acids. Gene Ontology annotation, biological process: negative regulation of translation. Gene Ontology annotation, molecular function: rRNA N-glycosylase activity. The transcript has a single exon. The record is from RefSeq and is a predicted model, not a curated record.
AUGGAGCAUCCUUCUCUUUCCAUGGCGAUAUUCCUCCUUGCUCUCUCUCUCCUACCCAGCAACAACAUCGACCAAGCACAGGCAUCACCCGCAGCAGGUGAAAAACCAAACCACGGCGGCACGGCGCCGGCGGAGCUGAUCCCUAUCAAGCUGGUGGGACGCGACGGCGACAGGAUCACCCUAGCCCUGCAGCCCCACGACCUCUCCCUCGCCGGCUUCGCCAACGGGAGCCACCACUGGUUCAUCUUCCCCGGCAACGAGCACCUGAUCCGCAACGGCACCACGCUCCCGUUCGGCAACACCUACCGCGACCUCAUCGGCGGGCUGGCCAACCUGCCGAGCCUGCCGCUAGGGCGGGAGCCCGCGCUGCGCGCCAUCAGCGCCAUCUCCGCGUGCGACGUCGACGACGAGCUGGGCGCGCUCAAGCGCGGGCUGGCCACGCUCACGGUGACCAAGUGCGAGGCGCUGCGGCUGGCGCCGGUCAGGGACACGGUCUCCGGCGGCUGGGAGAGCGGCGACGCGCGCCUCACCGAGCAGCACCUCCGGUACAUCGAGCACUGGGACACCAUCUCCUUUGAGAUCGUCCGCGCGCACAAGACGGGGGAGUGGAACGGGCCGUUCACCGAGCUGCUCAGGAAGAAGGCCGACAUCCACAGCAAGGAGGAGGCGCUCGCCGUCGUCAGUGUGGUUGCCAAUCCUACCUUGGCUCAGGUUCUCAUGGCGCACGCUCGCAGUGCCUGACUGCCAAUUGAUCUGACGACGUAGCAAUUGAUCUUGAGUUCUUCACUGUUGGUUUUGCUUCUCAGAAUAAUAGGCUACUAAUUAAUAACGUACGUAGAAUCAUCUGUAGCUUAGCUUGCUUUUUAUCGGUCUCGUGAGUGUUUUAAUGUGUGUCCCAGUUCGGAGUUUCCAACAACAACACUAGAUGUUUUUGUUUAUUGAAAGGUUUCAGCAGUACUUGUUUAAAAUCUUAGAUAGAUUGCGCU